This is a messenger RNA of Leptidea sinapis, 1122 nucleotides long. RefSeq names its product DNA replication complex GINS protein PSF3 (gene Psf3). Gene Ontology annotation, biological process: mitotic DNA replication initiation. The coding region runs from base 209 to 787 and encodes 192 amino acids. The record is from RefSeq and is a predicted model, not a curated record. Gene Ontology annotation, cellular component: GINS complex. Lineage: Eukaryota; Metazoa; Arthropoda; Insecta; Lepidoptera; Pieridae. The transcript is spliced from 4 exons.
GUCAGUGACAGAACAAUAAUACUUUAGAGUUCAGAAUAUUUACCGUUUUUUUCUGUUUAUUUGUAUUUUGUAAUAGAAAUUUUAAAGCAAGGUUUUUUUAAAAAUGAGAGAUGUUAAAAUUAUCGUAUACAAUAAUAUUGAGCUAUAAUGCACGGUGAAGGUUGAGUUAUUUGUGUACUUUUUUUAAUAUAUGUUUACAUCUAUUUAGAUGGCAAAUUACUUGUCAAUUUCCGAUAUUUUAGUAAGUAACGAGAAAGUGACCUGUAAAUUUUUACAUGAUUUGCCUAAGAUGGGAUAUCUAGAUCCGUCAUGCCCAGAAGAAGACUUAAAGGAAGGAACAACUACUGAUAUUCCCUUGUGGCUAGCAGAGUCUCUUUCAUCACGGCGACCACCACUUGUUUCUGUUGAUUUACCUAAAAUAUUCAAAGAAACUUAUAGAGAAAUCUUUAAUGCAGAUGCCUGUACUGUUGAUUUACACAAAUUAAAUCAACAUUUCUAUGAAUUGGGUUGCUAUGUUGCAAAAUAUGACAUUAAGGGUGAAGUUGCUAAGACACUUAUAAAUACUUUCCGUCAGCGCUUCCGAAUGAUUCUAUCUGCAAGUGUAUCAACAGAUUCCAUGACAGCAUUACAACCUUUGUCAGCAAGUGAGCGUGACCGAACCGCAACCGCAAUGAAUACUGAGAAGGCUUUAUCUGGUUGGCUUAAAAGAGGAGAUUGUCCUUUAACAACUGCCAAUAUGGUUGCUAACCAUAGAAAAAGAAAGAGGGCCGAAAUGGAAAUGUUAUGACAAAUUUAGUUUAAAUCUUUUUUAUGAAAGUAACAUGAAAGGGAAAGAUUUGCCAAAUAGUAAUUCUAGUUUGUAGCCAUGGCCAUUCACAUAUUAACCAAUAAACAAAGCUGUUGUAUAAUAAUAAUAUUCUCAACAAAUUCAAUUAGUUUUUGAAGGUUUAUUUUAUUGAUGAAUGAAUGGACUGAUAUCAUACAGGGUUGGUUACACUCUGCAUAAAAUAUAACUUAAAAUCUUAACUCUACCAUAAAAAAUAGAUUCAUGAAUAAAUAAUUAUGUAAUUAAAACAAUGAAUGUAUGUUUAUAUUUAAUUAAUUAAUAAAAAAUAAAUGAAG